This is a messenger RNA of Microcebus murinus (gray mouse lemur), 1956 nucleotides long. Lineage: Eukaryota; Metazoa; Chordata; Mammalia; Primates; Cheirogaleidae. The record is from RefSeq and is a predicted model, not a curated record.
AUGACUAAUAAAUAGUAACGUAACGGUCCAGUCAUCUUUCUGUCUUUUAUAUUAUGGUUUACAAAGCACGGCCCCCUUCGUUGCCUCUCCUAAUGUGAUCCUCACAACAGUCCUUUUACAAAUGGGUCAACGGGUCAGAGACAGUCACGCAGAGUCCCAGCAUCACAGAGUGUGAAGGACCAGAGAAGGAUGAGGAUUCAAGGACUUUAGGCCAGGCUCUACCUCCGACUUGCUGUGUGACUUUGGGUAAUUUUGUUCCCUUCGGGACCUUUCUCGUUUUUAAAUGGGAAUAGGUUGUUGUGAGGAUCAAAUGAGAUCCAGGAGUGAAAACAAUUUAGUUUACUUUGGGGGAAUUUACCCAAGCAGUCUAUAAAGGCAAAAAAUUAUUGUAGUCAGGUGAUUGCAGAUUGAGGAACCCAUUUCCUCAUUGUACAGGUUGCAAAACUAAGGGCCUCAAGAGGGGUAGGGGCUUGCCCUAGGUCUCAGCAUCAGCAGUCUCUGAGCAAGGGCUAAAGCCUAACCUUUCUGCCGUUGGACCUGGCGCCCUACCUUCCAAGGAUCAGUGUCUGUGUUGGAUACAAGCUUAGAGAGAUCGACUGUACCGUGAAAACCUGGGGGUGUCCCUUUUCUCAGCCCUUCUUCUAACCCCCACCUCGGCUUGAUGGACAAGGGCCCUGCUCUGUUGAGAUGACCACCAGAGGCAGGGAGUUAAGGAGGAUCUGGAGAAUCCUAGAGGAAGAGAACAGUGUUGCUGGAGCUGUACAGACCUGCUUCUCAGGACAGUGGCCCAGGUCCCAGGAAGGUGGCGUCAGCAUCUGCAACCGCGUCGACGGUGUCAGAGCCUCCGCGAAGGACCCAGGAGAGCGGGACUAGGACCAGGGCCCUGGGCCUCCCCAGCCCCCCCAUGGAGAAGCCAGCGGCCUCAAUAGAGCCCCAGGGGCCUAGGCCAGUCCUGGGCCGUGAGAGUGUCCAGGUACCCGAUGACCAGGACUUCCACAGCUUCCGGUCAGAGUGUGAGGCCGAGGUGGGCUGGAACCUGACCUACAGCAAGGCUGGCGUGUCUGUGUGGGUGCAGGCUGUGGAGAUGGAUCGGGCACUACACAAGAUCAAGUGCCGGAUGGAGUGCCGUGACGUGCCAGCUGAGACACUCUACGAUGUCCUACACGACAUUGAGUACCGAAAGAAAUGGGACAGCAACGUCAUUGAGACUUUCGACAUCGCCCGCUUGACGGUCAAUGCGGACGUGGGCUAUUAUUCUUGGAGGUGUCCCAAGCCCCUGAAGAACCGUGAUGUCAUCACCCUCCGCUCCUGGCUCCCCAUGGGCACCGACUACAUCAUUAUGAACUACUCAGUCAAACAUCCCAAAUACCCACCUCGGAAAGACUUGGUCCGAGCUGUGUCCAUCCAGACCGGCUACCUCAUCCAGAGCACGGGGCCCAAGAGCUGCGUCAUCACCUACCUGGCCCAGGUGGACCCCAAAGGCUCUUUACCCAAGUGGGUGGUGAAUAAGUCUUCUCAGUUCCUGGCUCCCAAGGCCAUGAAGAAGAUGUACAAGGCGUGCGUCAAGUACCCUGAGUGGAAGCAGAAGCAUCAGCCUCACUUCAAGCCGUGGCUGCACCCGGAGCAGAGCCCGUUGCCGAGCCUGGCGCUGUCGGAGCUGUCUGUGCAGCAUGCGGACUCGCUGGAGAACAUCGACGAGAGCGCGGUGGCGGAGAGCCGGGAGGAGCGCAUGGGCGGCGCUGGCGGCGAGGGCAGCGACGACGACACCUCGCUCACCUGAGCGUGGCACUGCUGCAAGGACCCAGACAGAACCUGGGCGGAGCCCUGGGGCGGCGGAUCCUCUGGCACUUUCUCCCCUCCCCUACCCCCUGCGCCUCAUGGGGGCGCUGGGCUCGGGCCCAGGCGGGCGCUGCCGCCUGGCUGGACACAGCCCCAAUAAAUGAUCCCACAGCCUCA